AAUAUUCAUUCCGUGAGAUUUUUGUUAGGUUAUAUCCCAAUCCAAAAGAGAAACAGAAAAGAUGGGUUUUGAAAUUCCGGAGCCGUUCAAAUGGGACAAAUCCUUCGAAGUUUUCCCAAACUCAUUGACACACAUUUCCACAAUGAAGAGGCAAUGAUGAAAAAGGCAAACUAUGGUGACUUCGAAUCCCACCAUAACGCCCACACUGAUUUCGUGGCCACCCUAAAAUCCGUCACCACCCCCGUCAACGAUGCACAGCUUCACUGGGCUAAAGACUGGCUUGUGACCCACAUUAAAGGCACUGACUUCAAGUACAAGGGGAAAUUGUGA
This is a messenger RNA of Helobdella robusta, 330 nucleotides long. RefSeq lists its product as hypothetical. Bases 91 to 330 code for a protein of 79 amino acids. The transcript is spliced from 5 exons. Gene Ontology annotation, molecular function: iron ion binding. The record is from RefSeq and is a predicted model, not a curated record. Lineage: Eukaryota; Metazoa; Annelida; Clitellata; Rhynchobdellida; Glossiphoniidae.